GUUCCAUUUAGACGCGGAUGGAAUGAUUUGACGUUCCUGGUUAGAAAACCGGUUAGCAAAGUAUUCAAAACACAGACAAACACAGUGUUUGAAACAGAAACACGGCCCGUCUGCCUCUGUUUCCUGAAGCUGCUAGCUAGACCAUGGAUGUCAGUCAAGAAGACCUGAGCAAACUGAGCAUCAACAACUCCUCUGAUGAUAUUGAAUUAGAUAAUUCUUAUCAGGAAGACUUUUACUCAUCUGCUGAUGAAGAUCAUGCUGAUGAAGAUGAUGUUUCAGAUAAAAUCCCAGAAUCAAUGCUCAAAUAUUUUGAAGCCUCCGAGAACAGAGCAAGUCAGUUUGAAAAGCUCAUCCUUGAGGACAAUGAAGAUGAUGAUUCCGGAGCGGCUGAGGUGUAUUCCAUCAUUUCAAGUCGAUCUGAAGACCUUUUAAUGGAACUGGCCUCUGACUUAGGCCUACACGAGGACCCAGUGAAGUUAAAAGAACAAGUCAUGUUCGAGAUGGAGGAUGAGAAGUUGAACACUAUCCCUAACAAGGCCUGCCCUCACACUGUAUCUGACAGUGACAUUACAGACAGAGUGCCACACAACAGUGAGGAUGAUAUUGAAUGUGAUGCAUAUUUAAGGUCUGAAAAGCAACUCAGUUUGGAACUGAAAACUUUGGAGCGUAAGUUGAAAGAGGAGGAUGAGAGGAGAAUUGUGGAAUACGAGGUGGAGCGAAAGAAGGAGCAGAAUGAGCAGAGAGAAAAGGAGGAGUGGAGGAAACGCAGACAGAGAGACUUUGAAGAGGAGCUGAGGCAGAUAGAAGAGGGAAAUAGGCAUCGCCCUACAGGCAUGGAGGAGAUGAGAGAAAGAGAGGCAGAAGAGAAGCUUCAACAAGAGUUGCUCAAACAGCAGGAGCUGAUCAGCAGCCUCCAGAGACAGAUGGAGGAGGAGAGGAGGGCCUUUGAGAAGGUGCAGGAGGAAAAGAGGAGGAAGACCCACCAGUCUCGAUGCAGGGCGGCCAUCACUAUCCAGGCUGCCCUCAGAGGCGUCCUGGCACGCCGGUGGACCAGGGCCGAGCUCCACCGCAAAAGAGAGGAACAAAGGAGGUGUGAGGAGGAGAGGAGCAGGAGGGAGGAGAGGUGGAGGAGGGAACAGGAGGAGCAGCGGCUGAAGCAGGAAAAGGAAAACAGAAGGAGAGAGUUGGAGGAGCAAGAGCUGAAGAGGAGGAGCUUAGAGUAUGAGAGAGCCAAAGAAGAGGAUCGAGUCCAGCAGACGGAGCAGAGGAGACUGGCCUGGAUGAGGGACUGCACUUCCUGGUCCAAACUCUCCCUGCAGAACAAGAGGAAGCAGCAGCAGGGGGUCAGGACCCAGAGGAGGAGGGGGGCGAGGAGGGCCACUGAGGGGAGCGGUUUACCCCUCCUCUGCCCAGAAACACUCCUUCAGUCUGGGGCCUGGAACUCCCCUCAGGAGGACAACUCAAUCACGUUUGUGGACUGUGAGAAUCUGGCUAACCUCCGAGUUCUUCGACUUGGCCGGAACCGUCUGACAUCCAUCCAUGGUCUGGCUGGUGCUGUGGAUCUAGACGUUCUGGAGCUCUCGCACAACUCCAUCACCCGCAUCGGUGGUCUGGAGCCAUUGAAGAGGCUGCAAAAGUUAUUGUUGGACCACAACCAGCUGAUCAGUACUAGAGGACUGAAAGAGGUGUACACGCUGCUACACCUGGACUUGUCUCACAACCAUCUGUCCAGUGUAGAGGGCCUGGACAACUGUGCUCUGCUCAACACACUGGACCUGACAGGAAACAAUCUCACUGAGCUACCCAGUCUGAGGAACCAGGUUCUCCUGGUAGAGCUCCAUCUGGAGGACAACAGCAUCUCCUCACUGGAGGGCCUGACAGCCUGCUGGCUCCCCCUGAUGCAGCUCCUCUCUGGGGCCCAAAACAGUAUAACCCAUCUGCCAUCACUGUGUCAUUUUGUGUCACUGGAGAAGCUGGACAUCAGAGACAACUGCCUCUCAGAGCUGCAGAACUUGUGUGAGAGUCUGCAGGGAUGUCCACUCCUUCGAGAGGUCCAUCUCACUGGGAAUCCCCUUCAGCAAGAGACCAUGUGGAGGUCCAGUCUGCAGAGGGCUGUGCCGGGUCUACAGGCCAUAGACGGGCAGCCUGUCGGCUCCUCUCCAGCGCUCCCUGGUCCUGGUCUAGUCACGGCCCUGCUGCCUCAGAACAGCUUUCUAGCCUUCUGUCAGGCACAGCUCCAGCAGCUCCACACACUGCAGCACAGCCACACAGCACAACUCAGGUUAAUGCAGCUUACUACAGACUCUCUGUCUAGUGGUAUGGGUAAGACCAAGGAGUCCCAUGGCUCGGGUGGGACCACAGUGCGCUCCUCUCCACCCCUGUCCAUGCUCCAUGCACCCCCUCUGGGCGUUGGACAAUGGGCCUUUCUGGGGGCAGGGCAGGGACCACCGCAGCCAGUUAACCCCUGGCUCAAGUCUCGACCCAGGGCCAGACAAGGUCUAGAGAGGUGA
Messenger RNA from Salvelinus sp. IW2-2015, 2510 nucleotides. The record is from RefSeq and is a predicted model, not a curated record. Lineage: Eukaryota; Metazoa; Chordata; Actinopteri; Salmoniformes; Salmonidae.